AUGCAUUCCCUCGCCCUCAUCUCCACUUUCAUCGCAUCCGCCUCUGCCCACGGUCUAGUACAAGGCAUCGUAGCCAGCGGAACAUACUACUUCGGCUACAACCCCAACUUCCAAUACCGCAAUCCCAUCCCCCUCGUCGCAGGUUGGUCCGCUCCAGAAGACAUCGACAAUGGCUUCAUUGAUCCCACGAAAUUCUCCUCCCCAGACAUCAUCUGCCACCGCUCCGCCACACCCGCAGGCAUCGCCGCCAAAAUCUCCGCGGGAGAUGUAGUCGAGAUGCAAUGGACCGACUGGCCCGAGAGCCACCAUGGUCCUGUCCUGGACUACAUCGCGAAAUGUCCCGGUGACAGCUGUGUAGAUAUCGACAAGACCAAACUCGAAUUCGUGAAAAUCAGCGAGAAAGGCAUGAAUGAAUGGGAAACUUCCCCGGGGAAAUGGGCAAGUGACGAACUCAUCGCAAACAACAACUCUUGGUCCAUCAAAAUCCCCCCCUCCCUAAAAAAAGGCUCCUACGUCCUCCGCCACGAAAUCAUCUCCCUCCACUCCGCCGACCACCCCAAAGGCGCACAAAACUACCCCCAAUGCAUCAACCUCGACAUCACAACCUCCACAGGUACUAUAGAUCUCUCUUCCACCAACGACGGAAUCCCCGCAAUGCAAUUCUACGACGCACGGGAUGCGGGGAUAUUUAUCAACAUCUACGAAUCGAAAUCUACAUAUCAGAUUCCGGGACCGACGCUUUGGAGUGGCGUGGGGGAUUCCCUCGCAAGGCAAACGCCUGUGAGGAUUGAGAGUUAUGCGCCUUGGGUUACGGGGAGUAGUACUUCUUCUCUUCCACAAGAGGAAUAUUCGCCGCAGUCGACGGGAUAUGCUUCGAUGAUAUUUUCUGGCGGGGAGAAGGGAACUUCUACCACCUUUGUUUCUUACAAGUCUCCUUCUUCUUCUUCUUCUUCGUCUUCAACAAAGACGUGCACUACAACAACAACAGCCCCUACAACCACCACAAACUCCGCAUCCUCAACCCUCUAUUCCGAAACCCUGCAAGCUCUAAUCGAUACCUUACCCCCCGGCGCUCUAACUAAAACAAUGGAAGUCCCUAGCGUGACUGGGACUUCACAGGGGAAAGGAAAUGGGAGGCUACCUGCGAAAGAUUUACCUAAAGGGUGGACUUUGGGCGAGCUUUUGCAGUGGGUACAGUGGUCUGUGGAUAACAAGGCUUGGAAGGGAGAAGAGGGACGGCGGGGAGGGAGGGGUGGUGGGGGGAAGCAUGCAAGGGAUUUUUCUUUUUGA
Messenger RNA from Ramularia collo-cygni, 1290 nucleotides. RefSeq names its product related to endoglucanase IV precursor. Lineage: Eukaryota; Fungi; Ascomycota; Dothideomycetes; Mycosphaerellales; Mycosphaerellaceae. The transcript is spliced from 2 exons. The record is from RefSeq and is a predicted model, not a curated record. Bases 1 to 1290 code for a protein of 429 amino acids.